UUACGUCGUCGACCAAGGCGGUGUAGAAGGGGCUUGUUGAUUGGCCGGAGGGAAGUGCUAGCUGAAAUAAAAUCAAGCUGAUUUUACAUUUGUUUUCAUUUUCUUGGAGCGUCGACCCAGAGACCAGUGUGCACUUCAUGGUUGACUGUCCACGAUUCCAAUUCUACUACACUGUACAGCGCUCCCAACUCUCGGCCCUUUACAUCACAACUCGACCUUCCUACUCUGGCACUGGUAGCCUUUUGACACACCUAGCACGGCAUCCAGCAGCAGUCAUCCGCAUCAGCUGUUUUCGUGAAGGAGACUGGCCAGCUGCUACGCCUAUGAUAACUUCAUAGGACCACCUUGGCUUGAAAGAAUCAUUAAAUCCUCGCUGUCUCACCAACAACACCACAUUUUAAUCUAUGAGUCCUGUUUCUCAUGUGCACUCUUCUAAGGGUGCUUCAGGCCCCACAAUACACACACACUACUGCUAUAUGAAAUUAUAAUAAGAGGAUGAUCUAUAUAAAGGUGUUCAAGGCAUAGAACCCGAAGUGAAGCUGCAAAGGAAGGGAAACUGGGGAGAACAUGAAUUCUUUCCACCUUGUAAUGUUGUAGAGGGAUGAAAUUCAGUGAUCCUUUGCUUUGCUUUAAAUCAAGGCUCUUUAUUAAAGCCGUCAAGAUGAUGUCUGCAACGGGCAACAUUAGGCUCCUGCGCACCCCAGGUCACCAUGGCUACAGUGUUAAAUUCAGCCCAUUUAGCCCCAGUCUUAUUGCUGUUGCCACUGGACAAAAUUUUGGUCUAUCAGGAGGUGGCAGUCUGUUGGUAAUGGAUCUUGGAUUACCUGGCAAUGGCCAGGUGUGCUGCUGUCAGUGGCAGGAUGGCCUCUUUGACCUGACCUGGAGUGAACAGAACCCAAAGUGCGUGGUCAGUGCUGCAGGAGAUGGCUCCCUCCAGAUGUGGAACACAAGCCAACCUCAGGUACCCUUGAGGGUGUACAAGGAGCACACCCGGGAAGCUGCUUCUGUGCACUGGAGCCAGACAAGGGAUGAGCAUCUAUUUGUCUCGGCCUCGUGGGACUCCACAAUCCGGCUGUGGGAUCCCAACCAUCAGAGCUCCCUGGUGACCUUGGCAGGACACGAGGGACUUGUAUACCAAGCAGCAUGGUCACCUCAUUUGCCGGGGUGUGUUGCUUCAGCUUCAGGACAUGGCACACUGAGAAUAUGGAAUGUACGGAGGCCCCAGGCAGGUCCUUCGAUGGUGGUGCAGGCAUGUACAGCUGGUGAAGUCCUCAGCUGUGAUUGGUCCAAGUACAACCAAAACCUCAUUGUGACUUCUGGCACAAAUUGUAACAUCUGUGGUUGGGAUCUACGGCAGCCAGCAUUGCCCGUCUUUGUCCUCCAGGGCCACCAGUACCCAGCACGGCAGGUAAAGUGUUCACCCUUCCAGGAGACUCAACUAGCCUCAGUCUCCUAUGACUUUACAACAAGAUUCUGGGAUCACAGCCAGCCCUCACCUUGUCUUCUUAUGAUGGAGAAGCACACUGAGUUUGUGUAUGGCCUUGACCUGUCCAACCAUAAUGAGAACAUGCUUGCUGAUUGUGCCUGGGACCAGAGUGUAGGGGUGUACAAUCUUGGUAAACUGACUCCAAGUCCCUAAAGUUGAUGGAGUUGCUACUGAUAAGUAAUAUUUUAGAAAAGAAGUAGCCUUAUAAAGAUUUUGUUCACACAAAGGGCCAUAAAGAUUGAUAACAUUUCUUAGGAGUCACAGAGAACUGCUGCUACUUUAUGCUCUAUGAUUUUAUUAUAUUUUUAUGUGACAACACUAGCUUAAGACUAAGGCACUCCUAAAGGCUAUUGUUCUGAAAUUACAAUUUAAAGUGGAGAAAAUAUGAGCUUUGUUGAAUAUAAUACUAUACUGUCAACUCAUGAUUAACAUGAGGGUUAUGUUCUUGGAGAUGUUGUGUUAUUUAAAAUUAUGUUAUUCAAACAAUUUUCCCAUAGAAAACAGUGCUAAUAGGAGGAGGGUUACGUUCCUGGCCACCAGGAAAGUCUGCCUACUUUGGGGAUUCUGUUACUCAUACUUCCAAAAUAAAUCUUAGUACAUUGUUAGGUCAUGGAAAUAAUGAAAACACAAGUUCUCAUUUUAUUAGUUGUAAUGGUAUGCAACAUGAUCUUCAGUCCCAUUGCAUGGACAAUCACUGAUGUCUUCUGUCUUAGUAUAGUGAUCUAACACUUUCAGCUUCUUUUCAGUGGUUACAGUCUUCCUUGAUUUCUUGGAGUCACUUUCCUGUGAGGGACGCUUAGAUGCCAUAGUAUAGGACACAAGGUGAAAAUGCUGGGAAAUGAUCCACUCAUUGUUUGGUUAGCUCCAGACUGAAGAGUGAGGACUGUGAAAAGGAACAGCUGAGCAUUUCUGGACUUUCACUCAGUGCCAUGGAGUCGAAGUAAUCCUCAUGGCAUGAUCGUAUAUGAAUAAAAAAGAUAUGAUACAGGGGAUCUUCGCAAUUCAACGGAGUUAGGACAGUUUUUCAUUGGUUGAAUCAGCAUUUAUUCGAAUCAUGAAGCAAUUUUUCCCAUAAGAUACUUAAGAAUUAGGGGGAUAGGGACCAACCUCCAGCCUAGACCUCCCUCAAAACAUCACUAUAACCUCUAAAAACACUAACUUAGACUAAAUCAGUACUAUUACAGGCUUCAUUUAUAUAUAACUUAUUUUAUUAAACACAUUAGGGUGCUGCAGAGUACAUUUUUGGAAAUAAAAAUACUUGCAUGAUGCAGUGGUAUCGCAGUACUUGUCCCUGUUCUUCCAAAUUGUUGAUAUUGUUGAUCUAGGGACACCCAUUUGUACUACAAUGACACUGUGAGCUAUACCUGCCUCACACUUUCUUAUAAGCUCAAGCUUAUCUUUGAAAGGCAGGAAAUUGUGCUUCUUAGGAGUGGGGCUGGAGGUGGCUUUCCGUCAUCUUGAGUCAGACGAAACGCAAUGCUUUCCUCUAGCGUCAAGUUUUGGUCAAAUUAAGAUCUAUGGUUUCUAAUUAACAAUUUUAUGAUAAAAUUAAAUUUUCUUGUUAAUUGGAAUGAUGUUAUAAUCUCAAAUCAAUAGAAUCUUGAUAAGUAGAUGUAAAUAUAUU
Molecule: messenger RNA, 3110 nt
Organism: Portunus trituberculatus (swimming crab)
Lineage: Eukaryota; Metazoa; Arthropoda; Malacostraca; Decapoda; Portunidae
Product: peroxisomal targeting signal 2 receptor-like
Exons: 10
Coding region: 602-1639 (345 amino acids)
Biological process (GO): protein import into peroxisome matrix
Cellular component (GO): peroxisomal matrix; cytosol
Molecular function (GO): protein binding
Source: RefSeq, a predicted model, not a curated record